UAUCUCUGCACCGCUAUAUAUUUCGGGCUAUCUCUGCACCGAGAUAAUACCCGUUUACUGCCAACAAACACUCGGCAGUAAUGGCUUCAUGUAACAACAGCAGGAAAUGGUAUGUUGGUGUGGAAUGGAAAAAGACAAUUGGUGAGAACGGGGACGUGUAUACCCGCCCUGAAUCAAACAUCAAAUGGCUAUAACACAACUCCACAUAACAAAAUAUCGGAAAGAUUGUGCAACAUCAUAACAUCAAACCAAUACUUGUGCUCUUAUGAACUCAUUUGUCAGAUUUCAAUGGCAUGGAAGGGAAUGUUUUCAUUUAUUUUUUGUAAAUGCUGCCCUUUGUAUAUGGACUUUACUUACAACACCUCUUUGAUGAAAGUGAGGACAAGGACCUCACCUUUGAAAAAAGGUGCCCCCUUUCCCAUGCUCGAACUGGCUCUUAUUAAUAUUUUAUAUAAUUGUAUUAUACUGUUAUGGCUAUGCAGGAGCCAGGCAGGACCAAAGGCUUUUUAUGCAAGCAUUGUGGUAUAGUAUGUUCAAACAUGCCAAGUCUUUUGGAGCAUACAGACACUUAUCAUCAGUCAGAGGAUGAUCGGAGAUUUAAAUGUGAUGAAUGUGGACGGGGAUACAGGCAUGCUGGCAGUUUGGCUAAUCACAAGAAGACGCACGAGGUCGGAUCCUUUCAGUGUCACAUAUGCACCCGUAAGCUUUCUAAUGCAUUGGCUCUCAAAAGUCAUUUGCGUAUUCACACAUCACGAAAGAAAUAUUCCUGUAUAGAGUGUGGCAAAGCCUUUCGCCUGGGAACUCAGCUGGCUACUCAUCAAAAGGUCCAUCGAAAUAGAGAGUUUCGGGGAAGGACCAGGAGCAGUGACUUUCCACAAGAUCAGCUUGGAAGCAUUUGUGAAAAUGACCAAGUGCCGCAAGUAGAUGAGCAGGAUUUCAGCAUGAUGUCAGAUCUGCCCUCGGGUAUGGAGUUGGAUGUUUCCCCUGAAAACAGUUUUAGCAAUGGCCUGAUGUCAGAGCUUAUUCCAGGCUCUAUCACUGAAACUGACACCGCAGCCAGUGGUGAUAACGGAGACCGACCGUUUAAAUGUGAUAUGUGUGAGAAGACCUAUAGACAUCAUGGAAGCCUGAUAAAUCAUAAGAAAACUCAUCAAAUGGGAAUAUUUGAGUGUCCAGUCUGUUUCAAACAGUUUAACAAUCUUGCUGCCCUUAACAGUCACCAACGAAUUCACAGUAAAACCCGAGGCCGGUCUAGCACAGUUACCACAGUGACCCCUAAAGCUUCAUACACAGACUCUAAAUCAGAACAGACAUCAGAUGUUUUGCAGAACGGGGCCACAAGUGUCUUUUUUUGUCAUCUUUGUCAAGUAGUGUUUCCUAAUGAUGAUGAGUUUCAGAAUCAUGUUAUGUUGCAUAACUCAUCUUCUGUGUCCUUUGAGCUCCCUGCUAGCAUAUCAGAGGACCAUAAUUUUUCAUAUAAUCAUGAUAUUACUCAGUCUCCUGAGUCUAAUCCAUAUCCAUCCUCCAGUGACACUCCACCAUUGCCUCCAUUACUCGAUAAAGCUGUUUAUGACCAAAACCCAGGGGCCAAUGGAAAUGGUCAUAUAUAUGUACCUCAUCCCAUAGGUGAUGACCCAACUCUUUUAGAUACUCAGGGAGAGCAUCUAGCCCUGCCAUCAGAAAACCUCAACCCUGAACCAUCAGAGCAAGCUACAGAUGAUAUUAAACAGGAUGAAGCAGGAAGCUCUGACCGUCGUUUUAAAUGCCAGAUUUGUGGUAAGAGCUACAGACAUGCAGGUAGUCUCAUUAACCACAAGCGCUCCCACCAGACAGGAAUUUUCCAGUGUUCUAUUUGCCGCAAGAACUACCCACAUCUGGCUGCCUUGCGCAGCCACCUUCGCAUUCAUAAAGGCAGGCCUUCCUUGGUAACCCCCAGUGCUGAAGGGGAUUGGCUUUCCUCAGAACCACUAACACAUGAAAAUCAGCACAGAGGUUUUUCAUGUCAUGAAGAUGAUGAUGUAAGUGAUAUUCUAGAUCUCCCUCAGGAUCUGGGAGAAUCUGCAUGCAUGAAUUCCGAUGAAGAAAAUAUCAAUGAGCUGGAGGACACAGAAUGCCAAGAGCAGUUUCACAGUUCCUUCUCUGAGGACAGACAUAUGCACUUACCUCAGGGUGAAGCCCUCAUGGAGAGGCACAUGUGUGCAGACUGUGGAAAGACAUUUACUGAUAUUGCAGGGAUCAAGUCACAUGUGUGUCCUCUCUUGAAUCAGCCGUAUCAGUCGAUGACCAAUGGUUCAGAUGACCACAUGGAAUUCAAGGCUUCAAAUCAUGAACAACCUUUGGAAGAUCCAGGGGAGGGCAUUAGUUUUGAGGGACACAAUGGUAGUACAGCUGAGGGGUAUUUUACAGAGCAGAACUUUCAUGACACUAUGCAUUGUGAGAUGAUGAGUGAUGAUGAAGAUAAUGGUCACUGUGAAGAUGGUGAUGAGGAGGACGAUGGAGAAAUGUAUCAGUGCUCAGUGUGUGGGAACCACUACACAAGUAUGCGUGCUCUGAGGAGCCACCUCCGUGGACACACACAAACCCAUGGCACGCCAUCAACGUCUGGACCCUCCUCUAUGUCCUCCCUUGAGGCAGAGAAAGAUGAUGAACCAGGUGACAUCCAGCAAGGUGAUUGUAGUCUGAUAAUCUGUAGCACUUGUGGAGAAAGUUUCACAAAGAAACAGGACCUACUUGCCCAUCAGCUUCUGCAUGGCAGUACAGUGGUUGAGCAAGCAGAACAGUAUGUCACCCAGAACAAGAAUGAGCUCAAACCAAAAGAAGAAACUGAGAGCAUUAUCUGUGGGAAGUGUGGUGUAGCCUGUACAAGUGUUCAUUACCUUGAGAUCCACAACUGCACUGGAAAAGGCACUGAAAAGAUUGAACAGUGUGAUAUAAAGCCAGAUCUUGGCAAUGCUCUUGGGCAAGAACCUGCAUAUGGGAGAACCUGGGAGUGUCCAGACAGUGGAGAUAGGCAGUACAGAUGCGACCAAUGCGGACGCUCGUACAGACAUGCUGGCUCGCUUCUAAAUCACAAGAAGUCACACAAAACAGGGGUGUUCCGCUGCUUUGUUUGCCAGAAGCGCUUUUACAACUUACUGGCCCUUAAAAACCACCAGAGAACACACUUCGAUGUUAAAAAGCACAGUUGUACAGAAUGUGGGAAAGCUUUCAAAAUCCACAAGCAACUGUUGAACCAUCAGAGAGUUCAUCAGGAAAACAAGGCCAAGAUUGAGGAACUCAACAAACAGAUUCAGACCCUCAUGCAGAUGAGUGGCAGUGUCUCAGUGAGUGGAAUGCAGACAACCAAUGGCAAUAGAAAAAGAAGCAGCCGACGCCGCAAGCAAAAAGAAACUCCUAGUAGUGAACAGUCCAGGCUGAAAAAGGAUGGGCAGGCAGGGGAUCCUAAUGACCCACGGCCUUUUGUCUGUGACCAGUGUGGGCGAAGCUAUCGGCAUGCUGGAAGUCUGGUCAACCACAAAAACUCGCACAAGAUGGGCGAAUAUUAUUGUGCCGUGUGCAACAAUACCUAUUCGAACCAACUAGCAAUGAAGAAUCAUUUGCGUAUUCAUUUCUCUGUGAAAAAGCACUGCUGCCAGGACUGUGGGAAAGCAUUCAGAGGAAAGAAACAGCUACUGAACCACACUUGUUCACACAACCGCAAGAGUGCAGCAGCAGUGAGAGGAAAGGGUAGGAGUCGCAGACGAGCAAAGGAUUUAACAUGCAAGGGUUGCUGCUUGGUAUUUCCGACGGCAGACCAACUUGCAGAUCACCCUUGUAGCAAAGAGCCUGGUCCUCACUCUGCUCUGGUAGGUGCUGAUCAUAAUGGCAGUGGUAAUGCACGUGUAGUAAAAGAGGAACGACCUUUCAAGUGUAAUAUUUGUGGACGAAGCUACCGUCAUGCAGGCAGUCUGCUGAAUCAUAAGAACACACACAAAACUGGCCAUUUCACCUGCUCAUUCUGUGCCAAGCCUUUUUCUAAUCCCAUGGCGCUGCGUAAUCAUACUCGUAUCCACACACAAAAGAAGAAAUAUGUUUGUCCGACAUGCGGUAAGGCUUUCCGACUCUCAAGUAUCCUUUACAACCACCAGAAGAUCCAUGCCAGGGGAGUCACCCAUUAUAGCUGUCAAACAUGUGGUAAGAGCUUCCAGGGAAAAUCUGGACUCAAGAGACAUCGCUGUUACAGAAAUGGCACGUCAACAUCUGCUGCCAAUCAAGAUGGAGGGGACAAGUGUUAUACGUGUGAUCAGUGUGGACGCUCCUACAGACAUGCUGGCUCUCUUCUCAACCAUAAGAAGACUCAUUCUGCUGACCUUCUCCAUUGUACUCUCUGCCUCAAAACGUUCACUGACCCUCUUGAACUCCAGAGCCAUUCCCAGAUGGCCCGCCACUGCUGCCCAGAUUGUGGGAAGACCUUUUGUGAGUUUGCACAUUUGCAGAGUCACAUGGAGGUGCACAGCAAGGGACUCCCUUAUUACUGCAGCCUGUGUCAGCAGAACUUCCCCAACCAGACCAGCUUUCAGCAGCACCAGGAGGUCCACCAUACCAUGCAGGGACAGUCACAUCAACAGCAGGGUAGGCAGAUGCCACAGGAUUUGGAUUGGGAUUCUGGACUGGACCAACAGAUCGGGCUUCAGGAUCUUCACAAGAUGGACCCAGCUUUCAGCCAAAUGCAGGGUGGCUUCCCUGAACCGCAUGAGAGUGGUGAGGCAUUUGGAAAAGAGGAAAAGAGCCACGUGUGCGAGCACUGUGGACGUACUUACCGACACGCCGGAUCCCUGCUGAAUCACAAGAACAGCCACAAAACGGGCUCCUUCUUCUGCUCCGUGUGCCAGAAAGAGUUCACCAACCUGAUGGCGCUGAAGAACCACCGGCGUAUUCACACUGAGCCAAAGCGCUACCAGUGUUUGGAAUGCGGUAAGGCCUUCCGGGUAUCCACCCAGCUCAUCUGCCACAGGCGCAUCCACACCAAAGAGAAGCCCUUCUCCUGCCUUCUCUGUGACAAGCGUUUCUCUAGCAAGUCCAAUCUGCGGCACCACCAGAAGAUGCACCAGAACACCCAGCAGUCCUUUGAGUCCUUCAACAUGGACCCAAAUGCCUUCAUGGGACUAGAUGUGGACCCUUUUCUCUGAGGCCAGAUCCAUAAGACCCAUGUUCCAAUCUUGGUUUUCCAAGGGAAGAUAUCAAAUAAUACUUCUGUUAUGAAACUCUUCCCCCACCCAAGGCCCAAUGCCAAUAAUCGUAAAACAUCAGGUUCUUCUGCUGUAUUUGUCAAGAUGGUGUCGAAUCCAGAUGCUGAUCUUGGCAAGAGUUGCCUCCUGUACUGUUGUAUUUUAAAAUAUUUUUCUUUAACGGACACUUAAGACUGGCAUUGACGCGAUACUACCUCUGGUAGGGACAGUGAUACUGUAGAAACUUUAGAAUAAGUGAUGGUGCCUGUCAGAGACCAUUUUAGAUUUGAAUGUUUCUUUUUUUAGUCUUCUCACAGAGUGCACAAAAACUAAAGAAUUGUAUGGUACUACGUUAGGUCUCAAAUUGAAGACGGGUGAGAGUAUAUUUACGUAGAUAUUUUACUCCAGUGCUGCCUCUAACAGUAGAGUCCGACCGAUUAUUUGGAUGAAACCAAACGAAAGUGGAUGAGAAGGACCUCCUGCGUCUUUCCAUGAAUUGUGCUUCCGUGUUUUAAGGUCAUUGUACUACUCCUCAUAAAUAUUUGCUCUAUAUUCACGUCAUCAGUGUCUCAUUGAUUAAAUUUUACAUGUUAAGUCCUUCACUUUCAUCAUGGAUGACACUAUUAAUGCUGUUAAACAGCAAUAGUGGAGUUAAUAGCAGUUCCCUGAGGCCUAUCAAUAGAAAAGAUAUUUAUUUAUUUAAAAGCCUAUUUAUACCCUAAAAUUUACAUGUAAAAUAUUUGAAAAACUGUCUUCAUUAUCACCCUUCUGAUGUGGUAAAGCUUAUGCAUGGUAUUAGAUGUUUAACAGUAAAUUACCUAGGUAUUGUAGAUAAGAUACAAUACAUUUAAAAAUGCCUCCUCCUAAAGCAUUUCAAGUGUUGUAUUUGAAGUAGCCAAGUAAUAAGUUUGACUUUUAUUUUCUCAGUGUUUAAAUUAAUGUAUUCUCUUGUAUAUUACUUUUAUUUAAUCUUGUGUGUAUGUUCUUCCCAAAAUGACUGCUGAGUAAGACAAUGGUUAGCUAAUGAACAGGAAUGUGUAACCUUAGAGACUGUGUUGGUACUGGACCCAGAAAUCCAUGAUCGGUCGGGCUCUAUCAUUGGCAGUAACACCUGGAAUACUUUUCAGUAGUUUUAUAAUUGCUCAGGUUUCACACCUUAAUCAGUAGAAAUAAAUAAUUACACCAUAUGUUUUUGACUGAUGCACACACAGCAUCAUGGGAGGCAUCAGUGUUUGGAUAUGAUGCUAGGUUGGAUUUAUGUGCCAUUUCAUAUCAUUGCCCUACUUAGAAUAAACUUAGUAGUAGUUUCCAUUUAUGCCUAUAUUUCAGUGCUUACUGAUUAUUUAAGGAGUUGCAGACCUUCAUGGAUUAAGUGCAUUUCACAUGAAACUCCACUGACUUCUGAAUCUUCGAGAUUCUCUGUAAUCAGUUGCAUAUAUCUUAAAAUACAGAAUAUUUAUUUUUGUUCUUAUAAUCGAUGUUUCUCUUUCUCAAGUAGGGGACUAAGCAGAUACUGUUUAUUUGUAGAUGUUCAUGCCCUCACUUCCUGGAACUGAAUAAACACAGUGUAAAUGUU
Molecule: messenger RNA, 6783 nt
Organism: Electrophorus electricus (electric eel)
Lineage: Eukaryota; Metazoa; Chordata; Actinopteri; Gymnotiformes; Gymnotidae
Gene: znf646
Product: zinc finger protein 646
Molecular function (GO): nucleic acid binding; zinc ion binding
Source: RefSeq, a predicted model, not a curated record